AACGGGUAUUUUCACAUCUAGAGACGUGAUGGUGCCAGAGUGCCGAAUGAAUUCGCUCUAUUGGAUGGCGAGGUAGACGGAUGUUUAAGCUACAGGCAGGGGAUUGAAUUUUGUUAUUUGCGUUAUCAAAGAGUAAAAAUGCGCGGUCGUGUGACAGGCCAGGCCAUGGAGCUGCUGGGCAGCGGCGCCUCUAGGAUCAGCGUGAGCAGGCUCUUUCUGUCCACACCGGCCAAAGCAGCCGCUCCGCUCAGCGACAGAAGAUUUCGGUCUACAUCGUCCAUGUCCAGUUACACUGAGCUGGCUCGGGAACGGUCCAAAACCGUUACGUCUUUCUACAACCAGUCUGCCAUCGACGCGUCUGCCGAGAAGCCUUCUGUCAGACUGACACCAGCCACUAUGCUGUAUGCAGGGAAGUCUCCUGAUGGACAACAUGUCCUGAGCAGUGGCAGGUAUCUACACAAAGAGCUGCCUGUCCGUAUCGCCCAUCGCAUCAAGGGCUUCCGCAGCCUGCCCUUCAUUAUCGGCUGCAACCCAACCAUUCUCCAAGUGCACGAGCUUUAUAUCAGGGCCUACCACAUGCUGAGCGACUUCCCAGCUAUAAAAGACCAGGAGACUGAGGCUCGGUAUAGCAAACUUGUAAAACAGCUUCUUGAUGAUCACAAAGAUGUUGUCACCAUGUUAGCUGAAGGAUUCAGGGAAUGUCGUAAACACAUAACGGACGAGACUCUGGUUCGUAAUUUCUUGGACACAACGUUGACGUCUCGUCUGGGCAUACGCAUGCUGGCCACACACCACCUUGCCCUGCAUGAGGAUAACCCUGACUUUGUAGGCAUUAUAUGCCGCCGCCUGUCCCCUAAAAAGAUCAUCGAGAAGUGGGUUGAUUUUGCUCGACGGCUCUGUGAGCAUCAGUACGGGAACUCUCCACGGGUUCGCAUUAAUGGCCAUGUGGCGGCCCGCUUUCCCUUCAUUCCACUGCCGCUGGACUACAUCUUGCCUGAGCUGCUAAAGAACGCCAUGAGGUAACGUUCCUGUCACAUA
Sinocyclocheilus rhinocerous is the source of this 1038-nucleotide messenger RNA. RefSeq names its product 3-methyl-2-oxobutanoate dehydrogenase [lipoamide] kinase, mitochondrial-like. The transcript has 8 exons. The coding region runs from base 139 to 1023 and encodes 294 amino acids. Gene Ontology annotation, molecular function: pyruvate dehydrogenase (acetyl-transferring) kinase activity. Gene Ontology annotation, cellular component: mitochondrion. The record is from RefSeq and is a predicted model, not a curated record. Gene Ontology annotation, biological process: protein phosphorylation; regulation of glucose metabolic process. Lineage: Eukaryota; Metazoa; Chordata; Actinopteri; Cypriniformes; Cyprinidae.